Dama dama (fallow deer) is the source of this 861-nucleotide messenger RNA. RefSeq names its product proteoglycan 3-like. The record is from RefSeq and is a predicted model, not a curated record. The transcript is spliced from 6 exons. Bases 96 to 755 code for a protein of 219 amino acids. Lineage: Eukaryota; Metazoa; Chordata; Mammalia; Artiodactyla; Cervidae. Gene Ontology annotation, biological process: immune response.
UGGAGGCUUCAGACUCUCAGGAGGGGCCGUGCAGACACAAGGAAGUCCCCAGGAGAGAACGUGGAGCUGUGUGUCUGUCACAAGACUGCAGGGACAUGAGAGGCUGCCUGCUCCUGCCAUUUCUGCUGGGGACAGUUUCUGCUCUCUAUCUGGAGAAGGAUGCCCCGCAUUUGGGUGGUCCGGAGACACAGGCAGACCUGAGCCAGGAUCUGGAAGGCUCAGGGGGGCAGGAAGGUGUGCUGGCCCUGAGUGGUGAGGUGCUUCAGUCGGGGGCACAGGAGGCCAAGGACGCCCAUGACGAUGAGCUGGCCUCAGAGUUAUACCCAGAUAAUUUAGACAAGGACGUGCAGUGCCCCAAGGAAGAGGAAACAGUGCGACUUCCGGGCAGUCCUGAGUGCAAGAGCUGCCGCUACACGAUGGUGGUGACCCCCAGGACGUUUAAUGGAGCUCAGACAGUCUGCAGGACGUGCUACCGAGGUAACCUCGCCUCCAUCCACAGCCUCAGUAUCAACACUCUCAUCCAUCGCAUGGCCAUAAGGACCAACCAAGCGCAGGUUUGGAUUGGAGGCUUCAUCAGAGGUUGGUGUCUGUGGAAGAACUAUUGCUGGAUUGAUGGGAGUUCUUGGAAUUUUACAAACUGGGCCCGUUGGCAACCUACAUUUGGGUAUGGCCACUGCAUAGCCCUUUGCACCACAGGGGGUCGCUGGCGACGAGCUCAGUGCAAUAAGCAGCUGCCCUUCGUCUGCUCCCACUAAGCCAGAGACGGGAAACCCUGCCUCCUUGCUCCCCGGCCUGCCCUGUCUCUCCCUUCACCCCCUUGCCCCCAGCCUCCCCACAUCAUAAAGCCUCGUUCUCACAGCA